AACAAAGCCAAUAUUGCUAACGCAAGCCCUUUCUCCCUUUUGCUUUUCUCACUAUCUCGUCAACUUUUAUCUUCCGCCCAGCACAAAACUAAUUAAGAACCAAAAAUGGCUGAGAGCCCCAUUCGGUUUACGAGUUGCCGAGGUGUGGCGUUUGAGGUCAAGCCUCAUGCAGACCCAUUCGCCAUCACCAAGCCAAUGAGCAGCCCCGAAGCAGGAUUGGGAAGCAGGCGGUUUUGGCUCCCUUGGUCUAGAGGGAGCUCGUCCCGUGUUGCUCCCUCCUCGCUGAUCCAACGGUCGGUCAGCCGAGCGAGCAGCCACUUUUGUGAUCUCGAUCUCGAUCUUGAUGAAGAUGAUGAACCACUCUUCCCCUUGGAGAUGCUAGAGGAAGGCAAGGCUGAGGACGAAAAGCUUAAGCAGGGUCCACCAGCUAACUCCUCUUCUAGCCAGCGGAAGCAACCCUCGAAGCCUGCUCCAGCUCGGAAGCAGGGUUCAAGGUUGUCGGUCAUAUUGCUCGAUCAAGGCCUGUUCACGGUCUACAAGCGUCUCUUUGUCAUUUGCUUAAUCUUGAACAUUGUUGGUUUGGUCCUUGCGGCCACGGGACACUUCCCUUACGCAAGGAACAGGGCUACCCUCUUCUCCAUCGCCAACAUAUUUGCUCUCACGCUUUGUAGAAGCGAGGCCAUCUUGCGAGUCAUCUUCUGGUUUGCAGUCGAGACCUUGGGCCACUCGUGGGUGCCUCUCUUCAUUAAGACAGCAACCACGUCUCUACUUCAGAGUCUUGGUGGAAUCCACAGUGGCUGUGGAGUUUCUUCCAUCGCAUGGCUUAUCUAUGCUUUGGUCCUUGCUCUAAAGGAUCGGGAAAACUCCUCUCCCGAGAUUAUUGCAGUAGCCUCCGCCAGUCUUGGCCUCAUCUGCCUGUCGUCCCUGGCCGCAUUCCCUCUUGUCCGUCACCUCCACCACAACGUGUUUGAAAGGGUUCAUCGAUUUGCCGGGUGGAGCGCGCUAGCCCUUGUUUGGGCCUUUGUCAUUUUUACUGCCUCCUAUGACCCAAAGACAAAAUCUUACUCAGACCAGUUUUGGUCCAGGCUGGUCAAACGGCAGGAGUUCUGGUUCACAGUAGGGAUCACCAUACUGAUCAUCAUUCCGUGGCUAACGGUACGACGUGUUCCAGUCAAGGUGACUUCCCCAUCUGGUCAUGCCUCGAUGAUCAAAUUCCAAGGCAGUAUCAAGGCAGGCAUCCUGGGUCGUAUCAGCCCGUCCCCCCUGUCAGAGUGGCAUGCGUUCGGCAUCAUCUCUGACGGGAAGAGCGAGCAUAUGAUGCUUGCUGGUGCGGUUGGGGACUUCACUAAGUCACUAGUCCACAACCCGCCCAGUCACCUCUGGGUCCGGCAGGUCCACUUCGCCGGACUGCCCUACCUUGUCAACAUGUAUGACCGAGUCCUCCUAGUAGCCACGGGAUCGGGGAUAUGUGUGUUCUUGUCGUUCCUUUUGCAACCAUGCCAGGCGAGCGUGUGCUUGCUUUGGGUGACGAAGGGGGUCGAGCAAAACUUUGGGUCGGAAAUCAAGCAGAUGGUGAACGGCCACCCAAAGGACAAGGUAAUAGUGCACGACACGGCAGUGUACGGGCGUCCAAACGUGUCGGAGAUGAGUGUGGAUGCAGCGAAGAAGUGGGGAGCGGAGGUUGUGAUCGUUACGAGCAAUCCCGAGGGCAGUAGGGACGUGGUAAACGCCUGCAAGUCAGCAGGAAUUCCCGCAUUUGGUCCCAUAUGGGACUCCUAAAAAUUAUAUAUAUAUAUAUGUAUAUUAUAUAUGUCCUAUUGUAAAGGUUCCAAUUUCGAUACUUUAGUGAAACUAUCGGUGCUCCUUUAUUAGUUAUUAGGAUUUUUAUUUCAUUGUACUAAACUUACGAGCUUCUUUUAUAACCACAACUAAGACAACCAUUUGCAAGUCCCGAUCCUUUACGUACUCAUGUAAGUUCCUUUCUACCCUUUUGCUCUCAGCAAGGCCGUCGGGUUUGGGGGAUGUGGUUGGUCGCCGACCUUAAAAAUUGUUAUACAUAGGGUUAUAUAAAGUCGAGUUUACCUUAGUCUUCAUAAAAUUAUCUUAUUUCGUCUUCCAUGAAUGUACAAUCUGUUUUCUAUUAUUAUUAUUAUUUUCUAUUGCUCAACAUGAUACUCUUUAUUUUGCCUCCUAUGGAGU
Molecule: messenger RNA, 2199 nt
Organism: Punica granatum (pomegranate)
Lineage: Eukaryota; Viridiplantae; Streptophyta; Magnoliopsida; Myrtales; Lythraceae
Source: RefSeq, a predicted model, not a curated record